Messenger RNA from Rhododendron vialii, 1131 nucleotides. Its product is annotated as zinc finger protein ZAT5-like. The transcript has a single exon. Bases 118 to 924 code for a protein of 268 amino acids. NCBI's taxonomy places the organism in Eukaryota, Viridiplantae, Streptophyta, Magnoliopsida, Ericales, Ericaceae. The record is from RefSeq and is a predicted model, not a curated record.
ACUCCACUUUUUUCACUCCUCAAUCCCCAGUUCCUCUCCUCUCUCUCUCUCUCUCUCUCUCUCUCUCUCUCUCUCUCUCUCUCUCUCUAACUCUAAUUUUUGUGUAGGAAAAUAUAUAUGGAAUCGCCAGAAGAAUUCACGGGGUCCAACGAUCACUCCCUGAUCAUGAAACGGAAGCGUACCAAGCGUCAACGGCCUUCCUCCGCCUCUACUUCGUCGACUGGGGCCGCUAACAGCGACGGAGACGGCGUUUAUUUUGCGAUUCCAUCCCCUACGUCGUCCGGCGAGAUGUCUAUCACCAACACAGAGGAAGACCAAGACAUGGCCAAGUGCCUAAUUCUCUUGGCUCGAGGCGUUUUCCAAAGCCAACUGGAAGAAGAAGAAGAAGAGGGUAAGGUUGGAGUAAAAUUCAAUCGCCACGCUGAAAGAUCCGGAUUCUGCGUCUACGAGUGUAAGACCUGUAACCGGACUUUCCCUUCGUUCCAAGCCCUCGGCGGCCACCGAGCCAGCCACAAGAAACCCAAAACCAAACUCGAAGAAAACAGAGCAAAACCUGAACAGGGAGAAAGAAUAGAACAGGGGAUCAAAUUUACCAAGUUGGUUUCACGUACCAGCGACAAGCCCAAAAUGCACGAGUGCUCGAUAUGCGGGUCGGAGUUUUCCUCCGGCCAGGCCUUGGGCGGCCACAUGAGGCGGCACAGGGCGGUGCCGACCGCCACGAGUAUCGACACGAACACUGCAGAAUCGGAUGAGGACGGACAUGAUGAUAAGAAGAGGAAUGUUCUACCAUUGGAUCUCAACCUACCAGCGCCGCUAGAGUUGGAGGAUGACGAUGAUCAUCACGGAGAGAUUAACUUUCAAUUUGAUCUGUCCAAACAGUGCCUUGGGCUCUCCGGCCCUGCUUUGGUGGACUGCCACUACUAGGUGGUUAAGGCCCCGAACUAAGGGGUUUUGAUUUUUUGCCAAAAUUUGGGUCUAUUAGGAUCAGUCGAGGUGCGCAUAAGCCCGCACAGACGCUGAUCAUUAUUAGAACAGAGUGGAAAAAAGGGUUGGAGACUUGGAUUAAAUGUGAAUUAUAUUAUUUAUUUGACAGUACUCGUUUGAAUCAAUUGAAAUUGAUAAUUACCACAA